UAUGCAAUCAAAAGGUCCUUCUGCUUAAUAUCUAUCCAAACUAAUAAUUGAAGAUCCAAAUAGAGCUCCUGAACGUGUAUUUAAGACUAAUCAAAAAUAUGCUGAAUAUAUUGCUUAUUUAGGUUCUUAAAAAUAACCAAUAACUGCAUAUUCUAAAUUAGCAUAAUGGAAAUAAUACUAAUUUGAGAAUGUAAAUUUAUUAAUUGAUCCUGCUAAAAUAUCUCCUUUGUUAUCUGCACUUACAGAUGAAAAUAAAUUAUUAAAACAAGAAUGUUUUAAAUAAUCUAAUGAUAUUGUUGAAUUAACUACUAUGGUUGAAAGAUUGAUUGAUGAUAAUAUAGUAAUCAAAAAACAUCUAGAUUUAAAAACUAAUGAGAUGCAACACUUUCUUUAAACAUAAAAAACAUAAAGUAAUGAAGAAAUUUAAGAUCUCAAAUUUCAAAUUUAAUCAUUGUAAGAUGAGAAUAAUCUACUUAUAACACAUUUAGAAGAUUUGAGAAGAAAUCAAAAUGAUGAUGUUAUAAAUAAUCUAGAAACUGAAUUAAGCAAUGCUAGAGAUUUGUAUGAAUAAUAGCAAUAGAAUUUUAAAUAAUGUUAAGAUCGAGAAUAUGACAUAAGUAGAGAACUUGUUAAAAUCAAUUCUUAAUAUAAGGAUUCCUUAGAAAAAAUUGUUGAAUUAUCCUCCUAAUUAAGUAUUUAUGAAGAUAACAAUCAUGAACUAAGAAAUUAAAUUAUGUUAAUUUCUAACAAAAUUAAUAUUGUAUAAAAGAAUGCUUUUGAUUAAGUUAAUGAAAAAGAAAUUGAACUUGAAAGUAUGUAAAUUAAAUUCAAUGCUAUAAUUAAAGACAAAGAAUCUAUUAAAAAUUAAUUAAAUUAAUAUGAGUUAAAGAUUUCAGAAUUAAUUAAAGAUAAUACUAAAUUAAGUGAAGAAAUGAAAAUGUAUUAAUUAAUGAAUAAUGAACUAUUAAAUUAAGAAAAAGAUAUUAAAAAUCAAUUAGAAAUAGAGAAAAUGAAAAAACCAACCAACAACUUUGAUGAAUAAAUACCAAAGGAACAACUUAUUAAAGAAUGUAGAAGAUUAGGAGAAUAGUUAGAAAGAGCUUAAUUAGAAUAUAUCAAACUAGAUGACUUUUUGACUAAACAAAUCGAUUUAUAAAAGAAAUAAUCUGAAUAAAUUCUUGAAAAUAUGAAAAUUAGAUAUUAAACUUCUUUAGACAGUAGAUAAGAAUAAAUUAAUUAAUUAGAGAAAUAAAUAGCAAUAUAAAUUGAAUAGAUUAAUAUUUAAAAGAAAGAAUUGGAAAUCAUUAAUUUGGAAUAUUAAGAAAUUAAAUAAAAAUAAGUAUAUUUAUUAAUAUCCAAAAUAGGAAGAUUAAUCUUAGUUAAAGAAAUUAGUUGAUUAAUAAGUUAUGGAAAUUAGAGUGUUAAAAAGUUAACUAUAAGAUAAGAAAAUGUUGAUAAAUGAAAUGUUAGAAGAAAAAGAUAAGAUGAGCAAAUUAUUUAAAAGUGAAUAAAUAGCAAAAUAAUAAAAUGUUCAUAUUUUAGAAGAAGAAAUAAAAUAAUUAUAAAACUAACAAAUAAAAUAUUAAUCCUAGAAGGAAGAUUUAGAAAAAUUAUUAGAAAUUAAUGAUAAUUUAAAAUAAGAGAUUCAUCAUAUUUAAUAAUAAUAUAAGGACAUUUAAGUUCUGUGUAGAGAGGAAAUAGAAAAAAGAUAAAAUGUAUAAUUUUGAUUAAUAAAGUUAUAAGUAGAAGCAGGUAUUUAGGCUAAUCAGAUUGGAACACUUAAAGAAUAGAUAAGAUACUUUUAAGAUUAAUAGUAGAGAAAGGAUAAAUUAGAUUAAGUGUUAUAAGAAAAUCAGAUUUUAAGAGCUCAACUUAAAUAAUGA
Molecule: messenger RNA, 1883 nt
Organism: Paramecium sonneborni
Lineage: Eukaryota; Ciliophora; Oligohymenophorea; Peniculida; Parameciidae
Source: the annotation of a GenBank genome assembly